AUGGCUGUGUUGGAUGCUGUCGGUGUGUACAGUAUACCAGUUUCUUUUUUUUUCCGUCGUCAGGGACCAGACGACAAGCUCCACGACAACCCCUUCAUAGCCCAACCGUUUACCCUUUCCAUGAGGCUGUGGAUUUCGGAAACAAAAGUCUUGACACCGCCGGACCUUUUUCUGACCUUUGUCCCUAUCUCCAUCUAA
Messenger RNA from Podospora pseudopauciseta, 198 nucleotides. RefSeq lists its product as uncharacterized. The coding region runs from base 1 to 198 and encodes 65 amino acids. The transcript has 2 exons. NCBI's taxonomy places the organism in Eukaryota, Fungi, Ascomycota, Sordariomycetes, Sordariales, Podosporaceae. The record is from RefSeq and is a predicted model, not a curated record.